Molecule: messenger RNA, 2616 nt
Organism: Lathyrus sativus (Indian pea)
Lineage: Eukaryota; Viridiplantae; Streptophyta; Magnoliopsida; Fabales; Fabaceae
Source: the annotation of a GenBank genome assembly
AUGGUUAUGGUUUCUGCUUUCAUCUUCUUUGGCUUUCUUCUUGGUGUGGUUGUUGUUGUUGGUGUUGAAUUUCUUGCUUUCUUGUGGAUCCUUAAACGACUGCGUUGCAAGAUUAACAGUGAUAGAGACAAAAUUUCAUCAAUAACCCGAAUUGGUAGUAGUAAUAGUUCAAAAUUUGAUGAUUCUCAAAAUUGUUUCAAAAAAGAGAUUGUUCAUGUCAUUGAUAUUGGAUUUCGGUUUGGCUUUGGCUUUCUUCAGGGCGUGGUUUGGGUUUUAGAACCAGAAAAGGUUUCAAAGUACUUUAUGGAAAGAGCAUCAAAAGAGGUGAAAAAGAAAAAAGAACUUUUUGAGGCUUCUCCUGUUAGGAAGUAUGGUAAAAUCAAACAUCAGUCACUCGUUCUCACUGAACCUGAUGGCUUGGAUACAACCAUUCAACUCAAGGGAUGCAUUGUUGAAGCUGUUUCUGCCACAAGCCUUCCUACAAAAAAAUGGGCAAAAAAGUUCCCUAUCAAAGUCGAAAACAAGACCUCUGUGAUAUACCAUGGAAGCAAAACUCUUUACGUAUAUCUUGAGACUUCAUCCGAGAAAGAGGCAUGGUGUAAGGCCCUUCGAAUGGCCUCAUGCAAUGAGAGAGGAAAACUCAAAUGGUUUUCCCAAUUGCAAGAAGAGUUUCGUAGUUAUCUGACAUUGUUAAAUACUGAAUAUCAUUCUUAUAUGAAACCGUCAUUAGGAACAGGUGUUGAGGUAAUAGAAAAGGCUACUAAGACGGAUGGCUCUUCCUCAAAGGUCCGUCAAUUUUUGAAAAAAAUUACAAGAAAAAGUUCGCGUGUUGGUUUAGAUAGCAAAUCAGGUUCGACGUCGUUGUCAGGCCGUGAAGAUAAAAAGAAAGCUGACAAGCUUCGUGCUUGUCAAGAUGCAGUUUUAGCCACUAGCUACAUGAAAAAUGCUGGAGCAGCUAAUCAUCUGAAAAGUGCAAUGUCAGACGAUGCUCCACUAUCAUCUUCAACAUUGUCUCAUUCAGGAAGCCAAUCUUCAACAUUGUCUCAUUCAGGAAGCCAAAGUCAAUAUUCAACAUUGUCUCAUUCAGGAAGCCAAAAUCAAUUUUCAACAUUGUCUCAUUCAAGAAGCCUAAGUCAAUUUUCUCUCUGUUCUGACACCGAUGAAAAGUUUGGUAUCGGUGAAGGAACAUUAUGUUGGAAUUUGUUGAUUUCCCGACUCUUUUUUGAUAUCAAAGGCAAUGAGGAAAUGAAGAAAUCUGUACAAGAAAGAAUUCAGAGGACAUUGUCUAACACGAGAACUCCUGCUUAUGUUGGUGAAGUCGUCUGUACAGACAUCAACUUGGGGAACGUUCCACCCUGUAUCAUUGGGAUGAGGGUUCUUCCGAUGGAAAUGAGUGAGGUAUGCGCCUUAGAGGUUGACAUUGAAUAUUCUGGAAGUGCAAUAUUAGAAAUUGAAACAAGGCUAGAAGUCCGUGAACUAGAGAAGGAAGGCUCAAAUCCCGAGUCAAGCAACGUUGGGUCUGUUCCAUCAGAUAUUCUUCAAGAUUUUGGAUAUUUUGAUAAGCAGUUAGGUCUUGCCGAAGGAACGAAAGAUUUGCAAGAGCCUAAAGAAGAUGGUGACUUGAAGCAAUUAGGUCUUGCAGAAGGAAUGAAUGAUAAGCAAUUAAACGCGCCAAAGAAGUUUAAGAGCCACACACCUUCUUCAAGAUGGAAAUCUAUGUUAAAUUCUGUUGCCAAGCAUGUUUCACAGGUUCCUAUCUCGUUGGCAAUAAGGGUAGCAUCCCUUAAAGGGACAUUGCGGUUUCUAAUAAAGCCACCACCUUCCGAUCAACUGUGGUAUGGUUUCACAUUUAUGCCUGAUAUAGACUUAAGCUUGGAAUCAUCUGUUGGAGAACACAAGAUUACUAAUACUCACAUUGCAAUGUUCCUAAUCAGUCGACUCAAGGCAGCGAUUCGGGACACGCUAGUGCUCCCAAAUAGUGAAAACAUAAACAUUCAAUGGAUGCUAGCAGAAAAAGAUGAUUGGGUUCCUCGUAGUGUUGCUCCGUUUAUAUGGAUCCACCCAGAAUCCGGGAGUGAAACUUCAAAUUCAAUUGAUACUGUUGGGAAAGCCCACCCAACAGAUACCAGUAAUGAAGCUAGUGCAAGGACUUCAACUGAUGGUUCGGAACUGAAACAACAAAAAUUUAGGAAUAGCAAUACUAGGAAAUUAGAUUCUCUCACAAUUUCUUCGUUGUCUUCUAUUUCAGAAGCAUUAAGGAAUAGCAAAAGUUUGGAUGAAUAUAUGAAACCUUUAUUAGAAAGUGGCCAACAAGAAGAAACUAGUGACUUGAAAGAUCUUUGUACGCCUUUAAUAGAAAGUGGCCGUGAAGAAGCUAGUGAAGAGAAGAGGGAUGAUGUUUCUGGUUGCAGUUCACCUUCGAAUAGUGUGGUGCCGGACAGAUCAAGCAGUCCGACUUCGAUUCAACAGGAUGAUUCAAAGCCGAAGAAAAUUGGAAAAAAGGAAAGGAUGUUUGAUUUGCGAAGGAAAAUGAGCGAGAAAUUUGAAGAAAAGAAGCGGAACAUUGAAGAAAAGGGUCGGCACAUUGUUGAAAAGAUGAGAGCUUCUGAGAAAUGA